Molecule: messenger RNA, 1056 nt
Organism: Canariomyces notabilis
Lineage: Eukaryota; Fungi; Ascomycota; Sordariomycetes; Sordariales; Chaetomiaceae
Exons: 2
Coding region: 326-880 (184 amino acids)
Source: RefSeq, a predicted model, not a curated record
AAGAUAGAUUAUCUCUGGGUCCGAGGCGAGAGCCUCUUGCAGCCAGGGUUCGGUCGAGUGUUCAUCAUGCGGCAAGUUAAUUUCGACGAGUGCAUAAUAAUGGGGGUCAGGAAUAUCAAGUGUGGCGCUCCACGGCCCUGCUCUCGAUACGCUCACUGGAGUGCAGUGCCGGCCGCAUUCCGGAGGACCAUCGGAAGACGAAUGGGGCUGCCUCGUCGAGGUUGGUGCGGUGAGAGUUUAAUUUAUCGCUAUCACAACUCACAAGAGGGGCCGGACACGGUCAAGACGAGGGCUGCUGCAUGAGGAGGGUACUGUACUGUACAUAAUGCGCAGGAGGCAGUCUUGCUCAGAACACUUCCCCAGUCACGGGCAGGCUCUUCGAAAGGAGCGAGCCCUCUCCAGGGCCGGGAGUCCAGGCUCUCUCGAGACUGGGUUAGCCGAACGUCGGAGAGUCGUGAGAAGGGCUCCGGACAAGCCAGUAAUAAUCUUGCUGGGCGGUGGCGGUUCUACGUCCUUUUUUUGCGCUCAUCACUGCGCUGUGAUACUCACGCGCUCCUCUGCCCAUCCGAGACGCGUCAUGCCUAUCUCGGCAACAGGAAAAGCGAACACGAGAAAACGUGCCGCCGCGAUUCGUUGGUGUUUUGAAAAUGCGUUGAAGAACACGAGUCAUUGCGCCUUCGUUAUCGAUUGCCGUAGGGGGUCCUCGGCCACAAGAGCUGUGGCCACAGAUCGGCAGCCACAAACUGUCGUCGCAAGACUGCCAGAUCAAGCAAGGUUUGGGUGUGGGCUGGUGGGGCGAGUCUCAGCGGGGGCUGGUUGCCUGGCUUGGCGAUGGAGUUACGGUACAAUACGUACUGAUGGGCUGGUGGCGUUGCACUGACCACAUGCAGCUUUCAGCUACGGUCGCAUGCGACCGAUCCAGGCCGACCAGCCCAUUCGCCUGAUGACCGUCGGGAAUUUUGUCAUUCAGCAUUGUGCAGACAAGCAAAUUUGCUGCACAGCCCACCACCAAGGUCCAGCUACCUCCCAUCGGCCUUUGCCUGCUUCGUUAGCGUU